Notothenia coriiceps (black rockcod) is the source of this 672-nucleotide messenger RNA. Its product is annotated as protein starmaker-like. The transcript is spliced from 2 exons. NCBI's taxonomy places the organism in Eukaryota, Metazoa, Chordata, Actinopteri, Perciformes, Nototheniidae. The annotation marks the transcript as partial. The record is from RefSeq and is a predicted model, not a curated record.
AGGAAUGCUAAGCAGGCGGCGGAGAAGCGCUACGCAGACGCUCUGCAGGGAUGUGACCUGACUGAAGACUUCAUCAGCAGCAAGGCGGCUGGAGCAGGAUCAGAACACAACGCCUCUGAGUCCAGAGACAGCACACAGAGUGAACAAGAGGAGCCAGACAUGGGGUACAAACCUGUUCACUACAGGAAGGUCUUCAUGGGAGAUAACGAUGUGGAUCCAGAAGAAAAGGAAGGAGGAAGCGACGCGACUUCACGAGGUCUCCGCGACAGUGAGGACGCCAGCAGUCACCACUCUGAUCAGGAUUCAGAUGGAAGUUACCACUACUCAGACGAUCACGAUAAUUAUUCAGACGACAGCGAGCACGAAGCUGACACCACAAAGCAGGAAGAAGGGAAGUGAUGGCAUCGAAUAUCAUGAAACAAGCGGCCAUUGCUACGUCCAAAAACUCUGAUAGACACAACUGAGUGAGGAGGAACAACGAAAAGUUUUCAAUUCCUUAAAAUUACAAGAUGUUAUAUGUUAUUGUAAAUAUUGUGCUCACAUAUUGUGCUCAUAAAAUUGAGACUUUGAUAUCUUUAACCUGAUACUAUACAUGUACAUAGUGAGCAGUUAUUUGACAUUUCCAUCACUUUGCAUCAAUAAUGACAGGUUUAAUUUCACAUAACUGUAGUU